AUGGGAUACUCCACGGGCAUAGCCUUGAGUCAUUCUACCAGCUCAUUACUUGUAGCUAUCUUAGCUUCUUAUGUCGCGUAUCUCAUAGUCAGCGGCAUAAUACAAUCACAUCGUCGUCGUGUUAAAGCUAAGAAACUCCAAUGUUUAAACCCUCCCGCCUUGAAGAACAGACUUCCUUUCGGCAUUGACCAGGUGAAACGAAAUGUUAACGCUCUCGCGGCGAAUGCCUUCCCUGUCCACUGUCAAAAUAACCACAAGGAACUCAAAACUCUCACCUACAGCACUUCAAUACUUGGCAAGAACGGCUUCUCCACCAUGGACGAAGAAAACAUCAAAGCCAUACUCGGAACACAAUUUCAAGAUUAUGAUUUGGGCCCAGAAAGACGCGACAACUCGAUGCCAUUCAUAGGGGAUGGUAUAUUCGCACAAGACGGGAAACCUUGGGAACAUUCGAGAGCACUCCUGAGACCACAAUUCGCGAGGGAUAAUAUUACCGAUCUAGACAUGGAAGAGCGACAUACCCAGGCUUUGCUGCAGGCUUUACCUAAAAUUGGACAAAGUGGUUGGACAAGCGAAGUAGAUAUCCAACCAUUACUGUUUCGACUCACAUUAGACACAGCAACGGAAUUUUUAUUGGGCCGGAGUGUCAACAGCCAGCUUUUGGGAAUGAAACCUGCUUCUGAAGUCAGUGAUAUAGAUGAUUUUGGCAAGGAAUUCGAUAAUGGUACUAAGGCCAUAGCGCAAAGAGCAAGAUUUAAUCCAUAUAGUUGGCUGAUAUGGCCGAAAGGAUUCACGAAGGCUAUCUCAGUUUGCCAUAGAGCCAUUGAUCGGAUCGUUGCCGAACAUUUAGAGGAGAUGAAGACUCCAGGAAAAGUCGAAGAGCCGGAGCGCUACGUCUUCUUCAAAGCCUUGGCAGAGCAAACACAGGAUCCGCUAGAACUACGCACACAUGUAUUAAACAUCUUGCUUGCAGGCCGCGACACAACUUCUUCGCUCAUUGGAUUUAUCAUUCUCUCACUUGCCCGAGAUCCUGAGCGAUACAAAAAAUUACGCGAUGUUAUCCUGAACGACUUCGGAACUUUCGAUGACCCAAAGAAUAUCACGUUCUUUAAUAUCAAGUCCUGUGCAUAUCUUCAAUGGGUCUUAAAGGAAACCCUGAGAUUAUACCCAGUAGUGCCAUGGAACCUCAGAGUAGCAAAUAAAGAUACUACCUUACCGCGUGGUGGAGGCAAGGAUGGAAAGAGUAAGAUUUUUGUGAGAAAAGGUUCAGCGAUUGAGUAUCAUCCCUAUGCUUUGCAUAGGCGAGAGGAUAUAUGGGGAAAGGAUGCGGCAGAGUUCAACCCGGAGAGAUGGGAUGGGAAGAGGGUGGGAUGGGAAUUCUUGCCGUUCAACGGAGGACCACGUAUUUGUGUUGGACAACAAUAUGCCCUUACGGAAGCAGGCGUCGUUAUGAUUAGACUGUUGCAGAAAUUUGAUCAAAUUGAGAGUAUGGAUAAGGAAGAAGUCACCUUAAACCUGACGGCGACCAUGUGCAGUGGAAACGGAGUAAAGAUUAGGUUGCAUGAGGCCAAGGCUUAG
This is a messenger RNA of Sclerotinia sclerotiorum 1980 UF-70, 1578 nucleotides long. RefSeq lists its product as hypothetical. Gene Ontology annotation, molecular function: oxidoreductase activity, acting on paired donors, with incorporation or reduction of molecular oxygen; heme binding; iron ion binding. NCBI's taxonomy places the organism in Eukaryota, Fungi, Ascomycota, Leotiomycetes, Helotiales, Sclerotiniaceae. The transcript is spliced from 3 exons. The record is from RefSeq and is a predicted model, not a curated record. Bases 1 to 1578 code for a protein of 525 amino acids.